GUGUGGUCAUCAGUUCUUGGGAGUGGCCAGAGGAGCUCCGUAUCUGUCCAGCCAACGGGCGGAGCUCUAGCGCUAGCGCUUUCUGCGUGAAAAAUCCUCGGGCUCUAAGUAUCGGCGGUGGUAGUGUCUAGAGGACUGCGAGGUGGCAGGCCGGUUCCCGAAAGCCCGGACUCUGCUUUCCACGCACGGUCCGGUAGCUCGACAUUCCCUCGGCACCUGACUCCGGGGACCGCCCCACGGCUCAGAGGAGGCAGACGCAGGGGAACCGAGGGCUAACCUCAGCCUCGAUGACUUACCGCCUUUCUUCUGGCAGAGGUCCACAUUUGAAACCGCUUUAGCAGAUAUCUUUGGUGCGUGGGCCGGUGCCACCCUUCAGUCUCAGGGCGGACUUUGUAAAGAACCGUAGAAAAUUUGGUGGACAGGCACAAUGGAAGUUCAAAGGCUACUCAUCUUACCCCUGCUUCUUCUGGCUACCCUCUGUUCUACAGGUGUUAGCCUCAAAUGCUACAGCUGUUUAGACCCAGUUGCCUCAUGCAGAACGAAUGCCACUUGUUCAGUUAACGUGGAUUCCUGUCUGGUAGCUGUAUCAGGAAGACAAAUCUAUCAACAGUGUUGGAAAUUUUCAGAGUGCGAUGCCAAGACCCUUUUGCACAAAUUAGGCCUGGCAAGUGUAGAAUACAGAUGCUGCCAGGUGGACCUAUGUAACAAAAAUCUCAAAGGAGGAGGAAAUGAAGGAGGAAAUGGCGAGGGUUCAAAAGCCACCUCCUUAUCCGGGAAGACUGUGUUGCUGGGGACCUCAGUUCUGGCAGCCAUCUGGAAGCUGUGUCUCUAAUUUACCACUGAGUCCCAGAGUGCCUCUGUUCUCUGUCUUUUUUGCUGCUACUGCUGCUGCUGCUGCUGCUGCAGCACUUCAAAGCUGUUAUUAUUUUCUGUUAUAUCCUUUUGGGAAAGAAUAAAGUUUAUUUGAACACCAUG
Messenger RNA from Cricetulus griseus (Chinese hamster), 975 nucleotides. The record is from RefSeq and is a predicted model, not a curated record. NCBI's taxonomy places the organism in Eukaryota, Metazoa, Chordata, Mammalia, Rodentia, Cricetidae.